Molecule: messenger RNA, 355 nt
Organism: Racocetra persica
Lineage: Eukaryota; Fungi; Glomeromycota; Glomeromycetes; Diversisporales; Gigasporaceae
Source: the annotation of a GenBank genome assembly
GAUUUUAUCGGAUGUUCGUCUGUAUCUAUUGAAGGGUCUAAGGACUCUAUCGGAUGUUUGACUAUGUCUCUGGAACGAGAAGCAAGCAUAUUAAUUAUGAAAAAGAAAAGUAGAUUAAAACAUGCAAAUACAUCUCCUUAUUUGAUCUAUCAAAAUUUGAAAGAACAAUUUGUAGACAACUAUAAUAUACAAAGAACCAAUUAUGAAGAGGAAACAGUAAAGACGGUUGAGAAUGAAAUUACUUACAUAGAUUCACAACUUAUCGAUUAUAUUAACAAAUUAAAUUUGAAAGUCAAAUUUGAAAAUGUUGUCAAACUGUUGAAAGUUGAUGGUGAACUGUGGAAAGAAUACCUUA